Molecule: messenger RNA, 351 nt
Organism: Gongylonema pulchrum
Lineage: Eukaryota; Metazoa; Nematoda; Chromadorea; Rhabditida; Gongylonematidae
Source: the annotation of a GenBank genome assembly
AUGGAAGGUAAUGCUAGUCCGGAUAUUACCGAUCUCACAUUAUCAGUCAUGAAGUAUCGGUUUCUUCGUAAGAAUCCUCGUACUCAUCAUCUUUUUCGAUAUAUCGAUGACAUCCUCACUGUUAACUGCGCCAACUUUGCUAAAAUCGCCAGUAAUAUCUAUGGACCCAGCUUGCAACUCAACACCACCUACUCCGGACAGGCCCGCUCCUUAGACCUCGAAAUUUCAUGCCACGAGGACAAAUGCAUUUUCAAUGUAUACAAUAAGACCUUAGAUUAUUCAUUUACCGUAAAUCACGGGGCGUAUCCAGAUAAUGAUAAUGGACCAAAUGGUGCAAGAAUGUGCUUAUAA